Messenger RNA from Ostreobium quekettii, 528 nucleotides. Lineage: Eukaryota; Viridiplantae; Chlorophyta; Ulvophyceae; Bryopsidales; Ostreobiaceae. The record is from the annotation of a GenBank genome assembly.
AUGGCGGAGUUCCACGCCCUGGGGGAGAUAGCCGGCGCCUCGGGCUUCGAGGACAAGAGCGUCUUCUGCAAGUGGGGGGUGUCUGCUGGUGAGUGCUGGGAUCUGUUGGAAGGGAUCGACAAGGGUCAGACACAAGUGGACCAUCCUGAAGAGGGCGAGCCUGCAGUCUGGUCUCACCCCCUCGACCUCCAUUACUCCGUGAAGGGCCUUGUGGGGUGGCCCAAGCUGCAUUUUCAAGUCUGGAGCGAAGACACGCAUGGACGCUUUGACUUAUGCGGAUAUGGGUUCUGUCACAUCCCCACAGCACCAGGCAUGUAUGAACUGGACUGCCCAACUUGGGUCCCAGAGGGGUCUGCAAGAGAAGAGCUGCUCAGCUGCUUCCUCGGUCGGGGCCCAAGGUUGAAGGCAGAAGAGGUGGUGUACACACCAGGGGAUAGAUUUCGUCUGCAAACCAAAGCGGCGGGAGUGGUGCUUGUCAAGCUUGGCGUGGUGAUGAAGGACUUUGAUUUAUACUCUGUUCGCUGCUGA